CUGGGCGGGACCAGGAGGAGGAGGAGGAGGUGUCUGCGCGCGCGGGUGCGAACGGGAAAGGCCGCGAGGGCCAGGUCGGGCGGUGGAGACGACGGACGGUGACCAUGGCCGCGACCGCGGGCGGAGGUUCGGGAGCGGCAGCAGGCGCCGUGGGUGCAGGGGGUGCGGCGGCGGCCUCCGGCCUGGCCGUGUACCGGAGGAAGGACGGGGGCCCGGCCAGCAAGUUUUGGGAGAGCCCGGACACGGUGUCCCAGCUGGAUUCGGUGCGAGUCUGGCUGGGCAAGCACUACAAGAAGUAUGUUCAUGCAGAUGCUCCUACCAAUAAAACGCUGGCUGGACUGGUGGUGCAGCUUCUUCAGUUCCAAGAAGACGCCUUUGGGAAGCAUGUCACCAACCCAGCUUUCACCAAACUGCCUGCAAAAUGUUUUAUGGAUUUCAAAGCUGGAGGCACCUUGUGUCACAUUCUUGGGGCAGCUUACAAGUACAAAAAUGAACAGGGGUGGCGGAGAUUUGAUCUUCAGAAUCCAUCUCGAAUGGAUCGUAAUGUUGAAAUGUUCAUGAACAUUGAAAAAACAUUGGUACAGAAUAAUUGUCUGACUAGACCCAACAUCUACCUCAUUCCAGACAUUGAUUUGAAGUUGGCGAAUAAGUUGAAAGAUAUCAUCAAACGGCAUCAGGGGACAUUUACUGAUGAGAAGUCAAAAGCUUCCCACCAUAUUUAUCCAUAUCCUUCCUCACAAGAGGAUGAGGAGUGGCUGAGGCCGGUGAUGAGGAGAGACAAGCAGGUGCUAGUGCACUGGGGUUUCUACCCGGACAGCUAUGACACUUGGGUCCACAGUAAUGAUGUUGAUGCUGAAAUUGAAGAUCCACCAAUUCCAGAAAAGCCAUGGAAGGUUCAUGUAAAAUGGAUAUUGGACACUGAUGUUUUCAAUGAAUGGAUGAAUGAAGAGGAUUAUGAAGUGGAUGAGAACAGGAAGCCAGUGAGCUUUCGUCAGCGAAUUCCAACAAAGAACGAAGAGCCAGUCAGAAGUCCAGAGAGGAGAGAUAGAAAAGCAUCAGCUAAUGCUCGCAAGAGGAAGCAUUCCCCUUCUCCUCCACCUCCCACACCUGCAGAAUCCCGGAAGAAGAGUGGAAAGAAAGGACAAGCUAGCCUUUAUGGGAAGCGUAGAAGUCAGAAAGAAGAAGAUGAGCAAGAAGAUCUUACCAAGGACAUGGAAGACCCAACACCUGUACCAAAUAUAGAAGAAGUGGUCCUCCCUAAGAACGUAAAUCCAAAGAAAGAUAGUGAAAACACACCUGUUAAAGGAGGCACAGUGGCAGAUCUAGAUGAGCAAGAUGAAGAAGCAGUUACAACAGGAGGAAAGGAAGAUGAAGAUCCUAGCAAAGGUGAUCCGAGUCGGUCAGUUGACCCAGGUGAAGAUAAUGUCACAGAACAGACCAAUCACAUCAUUAUCCCCAGCUAUGCAUCCUGGUUUGAUUAUAAUUGUAUUCAUGUGAUUGAACGGCGUGCUCUUCCUGAGUUUUUUAAUGGAAAAAACAAAUCCAAGACUCCAGAAAUAUACUUGGCAUAUCGGAAUUUUAUGAUUGACACAUACCGUCUAAACCCCCAAGAAUAUUUAACCAGCACUGCUUGUCGGAGAAACCUGACUGGAGAUGUGUGUGCUGUGAUGAGGGUUCAUGCCUUCUUAGAACAGUGGGGUCUUGUUAACUACCAAGUUGAUCCAGAGAGUCGACCCAUGGCAAUGGGCCCUCCUCCUACUCCUCACUUCAAUGUGCUAGCUGAUACACCCUCAGGGCUUGUGCCUCUACAUCUUCGCUCACCACAGGUCCCUGCUGCUCAACAGAUGUUAAAUUUUCCUGAGAAGAACAAGGAAAAGCCAAUUGAUUUGCAGAACUUUGGUCUUCGAACUGACAUUUACUCCAAGAAAACACUGGCAAAGAGUAAAGGUGCUAGUGCCGGAAGGGAGUGGACAGAACAGGAGACCCUUCUUCUCCUCGAGGCCCUGGAGAUGUACAAGGAUGAUUGGAAUAAAGUCUCAGAACAUGUUGGAAGCCGUACUCAAGAUGAAUGCAUCCUCCACUUUUUGAGACUUCCCAUUGAGGACCCAUACCUUGAAAAUUCGGAUGCUUCCCUUGGGCCGCUAGCUUACCAGCCUGUCCCUUUCAGCCAGUCAGGAAACCCUGUGAUGAGUACUGUUGCCUUUUUAGCGUCUGUGGUUGAUCCUCGUGUAGCUUCUGCUGCAGCAAAAGCGGCUCUGGAGGAGUUUUCUCGGGUCCGUGAAGAAGUGCCCCUAGAAUUGGUUGAAGCACAUGUCAAGAAAGUUCAAGAAGCUGCAAGAGCCUCUGGGAAAGUGGAUCCCACCUAUGGCUUGGAGAGCAGCUGUAUUGCAGGCACUGGCCCUGAUGAGCCAGAGAAGCUCGAAGGAACUGAAGAAGAAAAGAUGGAAACAGAUCCUGAUGGUCAGCAGCCUGAAAAGGCAGAAAACAAAGUGGAAAAUGAAUCGGAUGAAGGUGAUAAAACCCAAGAUGGAGAAAAUGAAAAAAACAGUGAGAAGGAACAAGAUAGUGAAGUUAGUGAGGAUGUCAAGCCAGAAGAAAAGGAAAACGAAGAGAACAAAGAACUCACUGAUACGUGUAAAGAAAGAGAAAGCGAUACCGGGAAGAAGAAAGUGGAACACGAGAUUUCUGAAGGAAAUGUUGCCACAGCCGCAGCAGCUGCUCUGGCCUCAGCUGCUACCAAAGCCAAGCACCUGGCUGCUGUGGAGGAGAGAAAGAUCAAGUCCCUGGUAGCUCUCCUGGUUGAGACACAGAUGAAGAAAUUAGAGAUCAAGUUGCGACAUUUCGAAGAGCUGGAGACUAUUAUGGACAGAGAGAAAGAAGCGCUAGAACAACAGAGACAGCAGUUGCUCACUGAGCGCCAGAACUUCCACAUGGAACAGUUGAAAUAUGCUGAGUUACGUGCUCGGCAACAAAUGGAGCAGCAGCAACAUGGCCAGAACCCUCAGCAAGCACACCAGCACUCAGGAGGCCCUGGUCUGGCUCCUCUUGGAGCAGCAGGGCAUCCUGGCAUGAUGCCUCAUCAGCAGCCACCUCCCUACCCUUUGAUGCACCAUCAGAUGCCGCCACCCCAUCCUCCCCAGCCAGGUCAGAUACCAGGCCCUGGCUCCAUGAUACCUGGGCAGCCCAUGCCAGGCCGCAUGAUUCCUGCAGUGGCAGCCAACAUCCACCCUACUGGGAGUGCCCCUGCCCCUCCUGGCAUGCCUCCAAUGCCCGGAAACAUCUUAGGACCCCGGGUACCCCUCACAGCACCAAACGGCAUGUAUCCUCCUCCACCACAGCAGCAGCAGCCGCCUCCACCUGCAGAUGGGGUCCCUCCACCUCCUGCUCCAGGCCCACCAGCCUCGGCCACUCCCUAGCCUGGAAGAUACAGGGAGCCUCCACACCCACCACAAGCCGAAUGGGGAUGGCAAGACUUGUGUUUCGGCUUCCUUGGUUUUCUUUCAGGAUUUUUUUUUUUUUUUUUCUCAUAGCCCCAAGCACACGUUCCAUAUCUCUCUGCUCCCUGAUAUCUCUUGUGUCAGGUCCUUAGCUGAUACUCGAUGGGAAGCCUGUGUGGUGACUAGUGUGCCCCAGUCAUUUGAAAAGUAACCUGUGUCUCCCCUGUCCAGGGUGGCAGGUGUUGGCAGUUGGUCUGCAGGUCCUGUUGACAUUAGUAUUCUCUCUCUCUCCUCUCUCUCUCUCUCUCUCUCUCUCUCUCUCUCUCUCUCUCUCUCUGUCUUUGCUUUGUUGCUUUGUCUUAUGCUUCAGUGGAUAAUCCUCUAUAAUUAUUAUCCUUUUUUCCCCUAUUAUGGUUGUUUUCAAGGAAAGCAUCCUAAGUUAAUAGAAACCAAAAAAAUGGUGAUGGACAGAAGGAGAUAGCCGCAGGACACACCUUAAGGAUUAUAAGUGACCUUAUUUCUGCUUACCUAACCUAAGCGGGGUGCUUCUGGUAAAGUUCCCGGGACUUGCCACAUACAAAUGCACCAAAAUGAGAAGAGCUGGGGAAGGAAGAGGUGCCCUGUUUUAUAUCCUGUCAAGGACCGUGAAUUCAGGGCUCCGCUCUGCCUCGAGGAGCACACCACUGUGCCUCGUAUGUGGUGGCAGAGAGCACAAACGUUAGGAUAAGCCCGCUCUUUUUCCUCCCUCCAUUCUGACUUUCUGUGCAGAAGUUUUGCAGUGUUAGAACUAGGUGAGUUGUUUUCCUAAGGGCAGUGUGAACUUUAAAGGUUGAGAUAUGGGGGGGUUCCCUGGGUUUUUACAGACUAACCAGGAAAGUUAAAGGGCCUAGGGCCCUACCAGCAUAUCAUUAGGAGUCCCAUCCAACCCCUCACACUCACACCAUCCUCUACCCUCACUACCCCAAAUCUACCCGAACUUUGUUUUUUAAGCCUUCCUUCUAUAAGAAAGGAAGGAAGAAUAAAAACUAAAAAGGGUAAGUGGUUAACUAUUUUAUCUCGUAAAACUUGGUUAGGGUGGGGGGGUACAGGUCCCUAAACUACCUCUCGCUUGAAGCCAGGGUGAAUGGGAUUUCUGAAGCGGUACUGAGGUUCGGAAUGGGAGUAGAAGUGAGGCACCAUCAGCAGCCUCAUGUACCUUCUUCUUCUGAGACUUCACGUUCCAUUUCUCACAGGGUUGUGGAGACUGUGCUGAAGGCACACAGACUUCACUUGGCUGCAAAGCUUUAUGCUUUAAGGUUUGGGGUACUCACACUGGGAGGGUAGGGUACCAUUCCAGAGGAAGAGCCACAACAAUGCCUUAAUUCGAGCCUGUGUCUACCCCUGCUGAUAAGUAAUUUGAUGGGUCUUGGUUUCGUCAGCUAGUUCUUCCCUCCCUUCUCUCCUUCCAUCAGUAGCAAACGUCACCGUGUCAGUUUAAUUAUUGAGAACGCAAGGGAGAACACUUUAUGGGUCUGUUUUGUAUGUGACUAUCAAAGCUUUACAUAUGAGAGGGUGUAGGGAGCUGUCACUAACACCUUAGACGUCAGAACAAAAAAAUUCAUGGUUGAGAUUUGCCUUUCGGACCCUGGGGUUUGCCUCCAGGUGCCCUGGUCACCCCCAGAGUCCUGGGGUACUAGAGAUAAGGAAACCCUGGAGUGGAAAUGGAAAUGUGCUCGGUCCUGGGGCGGUUACUUUACUUUGGCCUCCAGUAAGACCCCAGUGCCUUUUGACAGUGGCCAGGGUUUCCCUCCUUCCCUCCAUUCUCUCCCAAAGGAAAUUCACUCCAAAUACAUCUUUCCCCUGGAGUCCUAGGAGAAGGUUCAUACUGUGGUCCUUUGUAACUUCAGGUCUGUGACAUGAUCACUUUCCAGUUUGAAAGAUGCAAGUGGAGAUAUUUUUACAACACUGGUAAUCUACAGAACCUGAGUUCAACACAGCUUUUCCUGUGUCUUGUCAGUCGGUUAUCAUUCCUGUAAUAACACCCAUCCAAUUUUGUGAGGGGUGGGGUGGGAUACUGUGUGGUUGGGUUUUUUGUUGUUGUUGUUGUUUGUUGUUUUUUUUUUUUUUGUACAAAUGUGUUUCUCAGUGUGGGUUUUUUCUUUCUUUUGGUUUUUAAUGAGGGGAGUUUUAAGAGUUUGGAAGAAAAUGAAUGAAAGUGGCUUAAUUUCCCUCUUUUUCAUUGAAUAAAUGAAAUAUCAUUUAUGAAUUCUAA
Molecule: messenger RNA, 5688 nt
Organism: Meriones unguiculatus (Mongolian gerbil)
Lineage: Eukaryota; Metazoa; Chordata; Mammalia; Rodentia; Muridae
Gene: Smarcc1
Product: SWI/SNF related, matrix associated, actin dependent regulator of chromatin subfamily c member 1
Exons: 28
Coding region: 105-3416 (1103 amino acids)
Biological process (GO): positive regulation of DNA-templated transcription
Cellular component (GO): nBAF complex; SWI/SNF complex; npBAF complex
Molecular function (GO): nucleosomal DNA binding; histone binding
Source: RefSeq, a predicted model, not a curated record